GUUAAAAUGACCCCUAAGCGGCACGUCUCGUGGACACUUUGCCAGGACUCUUGUUCUUCUCAUCUCUUCAACUUUCAGUUUUCUGAACCGAAAGCAUGAUGGGUUUCCGCUUCUUCUUAUUCAUUACGCGCAAACCUACGUUGACUCCCACUGAGUUUAUGACCCAUUGGGACACUAAGCAUGUGGAGCUCCUGAAGAACAUCACUGGCGAGGACUUUCCAAUUAGCCAUACUCGUCACUACAUUGCCCGACCGACGGAGCAGAACGGGACUUGGCCAGCCGCAGUUCUCAUCGGUGGCCAAGAGGAUUUCUCUUACGACGGCAUCGCCGAGCUCGUCUUUGAGAAUGAGCAGGCUUUCCAAACCUUCUAUGCGAAAGUUUCGGAUCCCGAGGCUGCAGCCAAGAUUGCCGCUGAUGAAGAAACAUUUAUCGUGAGGGAGGCAAUGAAAGCGGUUGUGAAAGCCGAUACCUCAGUAUCUCUCCGCAAGUGAUAUCUUACUAAAUUACUUUCUGGCUGCAAUAUCCACUGUGCCGAAUUGGACUGUCUAAUCGCUUGUCACUUGUUGCUGGAAAAAUGAAUAUGAAAAUGACUUCACCGUGAGUGAGUGUACUGUCUAGGAGUUGGCCUAGAUGGGGCAAGUGGAAAGCUUCUUCGGCACCAAAACCACCUGUAUUCCCUUCUUUCUAUCUCACGCCUCUC
Lindgomyces ingoldianus is the source of this 700-nucleotide messenger RNA. RefSeq lists its product as uncharacterized. Lineage: Eukaryota; Fungi; Ascomycota; Dothideomycetes; Pleosporales; Lindgomycetaceae. The transcript has 2 exons. Gene Ontology annotation, molecular function: oxidoreductase activity. Bases 96 to 491 code for a protein of 131 amino acids. The record is from RefSeq and is a predicted model, not a curated record.